AUGACUUUAGAUUCAGUUGAAGCUUAUCACAUUCUCCGUAAUGGAAUUACUGGUGGUUUAUCAAAUGUUCAACAUAGAGUAAAUCUUAAAGGAAUCACGCACAUUAAUAAACUUUCAUAUAAUCCAGAAACUAAAACUGUAUCAAAUGAGGACACCACCAACAUUAUGACUCAUUUCGUUGGUGUUGACUUUAAUUCAUUAUAUCCUUCAUCAUUUUCAUCUAAUCCUCAUGAUUUCAUUCAAUAUACUGACCAUAAAAUGUAUAUGCCGGGAAGAUUGAAUGGUGUUAUCAUUUGUGAUACAGCAACAAAGAAAGCAAAAGCACUGGGAAUAAUUAAGAAGAAAAAUACUUUAUUCGUGGCUGAAGUAAAGGGUCACAUUGAUGAAAAAUACAUUAAUGAUUACAUAAACUUUUUACCGAUAAUAAGAAACUUAGAUAUUAUCACAGAUGAAAAAACAAUUGGCAGUUUUAUGUAUAAUUACAUGAAAUCAAACAAUCUACCAGUUGACCAGAAACAGAGGAAAUUAACUCAGUUAGCAUCAACACACAACCAAUAUCAACCAUUUUCUUCUUAUUAUCUUUGG
Messenger RNA from Trichomonas vaginalis G3, 585 nucleotides. RefSeq lists its product as uncharacterized. Lineage: Eukaryota; Parabasalia; Trichomonadida; Trichomonadidae. The transcript has a single exon. The annotation marks the transcript as partial. The record is from RefSeq and is a predicted model, not a curated record.